Molecule: messenger RNA, 7833 nt
Organism: Poeciliopsis prolifica (blackstripe livebearer)
Lineage: Eukaryota; Metazoa; Chordata; Actinopteri; Cyprinodontiformes; Poeciliidae
Gene: man1a2
Product: mannosidase, alpha, class 1A, member 2
Exons: 14
Coding region: 475-2421 (648 amino acids)
Biological process (GO): N-glycan processing; carbohydrate metabolic process
Cellular component (GO): extracellular exosome; endoplasmic reticulum; Golgi membrane
Molecular function (GO): mannosyl-oligosaccharide 1,2-alpha-mannosidase activity; calcium ion binding
Source: RefSeq, a predicted model, not a curated record
AGCAGCAGCUCAGUCAGUCCGUCGCUGCGGUCCGUCAGAGCGGAGCGGCUGCUCGUCAACAUCCUCCUCAACGUCGGCGUAGCUCGGCUGGCCGGAACGCUGCUCUGUGGUUCCGAGCCGGGCUGCCCACUCCCACCCACCCCCCAGUAACCCGCAGCCGGUCACGACAGCGGCGUUGGAGCCUUCGUGGACAUGAGGACAGCGUUUAAAAGGUGGACCGGGAAUCCCGCACGGCUUCGUUUUUCGCAGAGCGGACGAGAAAGAUUCACUAUGACCCGUUCCUUCCUGACCAGUCGCUUCUUCGCCGAGGCGCCUUGUUCCCUCUUUGCCUCCCGACACCCUAACGCAGGGAUGAGAUAAUAACGCCCAGCAGCUGACGCAUGCCGCUACAGCACCACCUCUGUGGCACCUGGAAACCGACACCCACCCCCCGCCCCCGUCCCCGAGUUGACUCUUUAACCCGACCCAGAAACUAUGACGACACCGGCUCUGCUGCCGCUGUCGGGCCGCAGAAUACCCACUCUGUCGCCGGGCGCCUCCUCCUUCACGCACCACAGAGCCACGUUGAGGCUGUCGGAGAAGUUCAUCCUCCUCCUCAUUCUCAGUGCCUUCAUCACCCUAUGCUUCGGGGCCUUCUUUUUCCUCCCAGACAACUCCAAGCACAAGCGCUUCGACCUGGGCUUGGAGGACGUGCUCAUCCCGCACAUUGACUCGCCCAAAGAGGGGAAGCACGGCUCAGGGCAGGUGAUAAUUCACGGACAGGGAGGACAUGACGAGAACAGGCACAGAGAGGAGGAGGAGAGCCUACGCAACAAGAUUCGCGCCGACCACGAACGAGCGCUGCAGGAGGCGAAGGAGAAACUGCGCAAGUCUCGCCAGGAGCUGAAGGCUGAGAUCCAGACGGAAAAGGCCAAAGUCAUCGAGGACCUGAAGAAGAAGGAGACGGGGCCCAAACCCUUACCGCCCGUUCCCAUGCCCAAGGUCGUCGGGGUCAGCGACGGGGAGCCUUCUGAGGCGGACGCCAAGGAAAAGCGGGAUAAGAUCAGAGAGAUGACGAAGCACGCUUGGGACAGCUACAGACAAUACGGGUGGGGUCACAACGAGCUGAAGCCCCUCGCUAAGAAAGGACAUUCCACGAAUAUCUUCGGUAAUUCCCAACUCGGGGCGACCAUCGUGGACGCCUUGGACACUCUGUACAUCAUGGGUCUACACGAAGAGUUCAAGGAUGGCCAGGAGUGGAUCGAGCAGAAUCUGGACUUCAGUGUGAAUGCCGAGGUGUCCGUAUUCGAGGUCAACAUUCGGUUCAUCGGGGGGCUCUUGGCAGCGUACUACCUCUCUGGACAGGAAGUGUUCAAAGUCAAGGCAGUCCAGCUGGCAGAGAAGCUCAUCCCUGCCUUCAACACCCCAACUGGGAUUCCCUGGGCCAUGGUAAACCUGAAGAGCGGCGUUGGUCGUAACUGGGGUUGGGCGUCGGCCGGCAGCAGCAUCCUGGCUGAGUUUGGGACCCUCCACAUGGAGUUUGUUCACCUCACCUACCUGACUGGGAACCCGGUUUUCUACCAGAAGGUGAUGCACAUCCGCAAGCUGCUAGCUAAGAUGGACCGACCCAACGGCCUCUACCCAAACUACUUAAACCCUCGUACAGGCCGCUGGGGCCAACAUCACACCUCGCUCGGAGGACUGGGCGACAGCUUCUACGAGUACCUGCUGAAGGCGUGGCUCAUGUCCGACAAAACCGACACGGAAGCCCGCAAGACCUACGACGACGCCAUCGAGGCCAUCGAGCGCCACCUCAUCCGCAAAUCCAACGGCGGGCUCACGUUCAUCGGCGAGUGGAAGAACGGCCACCUGGAGAGGAAGAUGGGCCACCUGGCCUGCUUCGCCGGCGGCAUGUUCGCGCUGGGCGCCGAUGGCUCGCCGGACGACAAGGCUGGUCACUACCUGCAGCUCGGUGCAGAGAUCGCCCAUACCUGCCACGAGUCUUACGACAGGACAGUCCUGAAGCUGGGCCCAGAGGCCUUUAAGUUCGACAGCGGCCUGGAGGCGGUGGCCGUGCGGCAGAAUGAGAAGUACUACAUCCUGCGGCCGGAGGUCAUCGAGACCUACUGGUACAUGUGGAGGUUCACCCACGACCCCAAAUACAGGCAAUGGGGCUGGGAGGCGGCUCAGGCCAUUGACAAGUACUGCCGCGUGAGUGGAGGCUUCUCCGGAGUGAAAGACGUCUACUCGUCCAACCCGACCUAUGACGAUGUGCAGCAGAGCUUCUUCCUCGCUGAGACGCUCAAGUACCUGUACCUGUUGUUCUCCAGCGAUGACCUGAUGCCGUUGGAGAGCUGGGUCUUUAACACCGAGGCCCACCCGCUGCCCGUCCUCCACCUGGGCAACAUCACCCUGCCUGGCAGCGAGCCCGCUCAGCGGUAGACGCACACACUCGCCUCCUCUUCCUCCUCCUCCUCCACAGCACUGGGGGGCGCCACCUUUCUGCUCGACCCAGCCCACCAACCCCAUCCAACACUGGACAAACUUCCAUGGGAACUCUUCAUCUGCGUCCAGACUGCAGACAUGAGCCAGAGGAGACGGAGAGACCGCAGCCCAGAGGAUCGGACUGACUCUCUGGAUCCCCCUCUCUUCUUCUCCUCCUCCUUCUAUUUCUGUGUCCUCCUCUCCGACUCUCACUAUAGAUCCAUGUGUUCGUUGCUUCAACCAGACGGACGGUGGGUGUGCUGCUCAGCCUUUUCUCGGCUCUGAAUCAGAGAGCUCCACACGAGAGGCUUUGUUUUGUUUUGUUUUUUUCAUUUGAUUUGACCAAACGUCCUCCAUACUGACUCGAGCCGAGGCCCUAAGAGUGCAAGCUGAAGGAUUACGCAAACGGACACUUGAAGGGUUUGUUUCCCCUCCAUGCUGACGGACUAGUGGACAUUUUACAGGGUCUGUUAAUGAGAUGUUGGGUUUUGUUUUUUUUUUGUUGUUUUUUUGCAUUAAUGGAGACACAGGGUCGGAUACAAGCCCUCCACUUCUUCCCCCCCAACCCCCCGAUCCGAACCCGUUUCCUGUUUGAUCAAGACCUCAAACUGUAAUCUAAUCACCUCUUUACAAGCAGGUGGGGACAGCAGUAAUCACCUAAUAUGAAGCUAUUUUCUGUCGGCAAUUUUUUGGCGUUAUGGACCAUUUUGAGAAAAAGUAACUAAAGAAGAACAGCAGCAGGCCUCCAUGUACCAGUCUUACCAGUUUCUGUCCCAUCCUAAAACCAUUCUGCUGCUGCUUCACCGGAUGCUGCUCUUCUGUCCAUUUUCUACAGAUUCCCCCAUUAUCGUACCGUCACUCUUUUCACCCCCCCCCUUCCUUCCUCUCAGAUUUUCUCGUUUCCUCCGUUUUCAGUGACACCUCGCUUCUUGGUAUACGUGUUUGUGUCGGUGGCUCCGCUUUAAAUCAUUUGUUUGUGCACUUUGUUACAGGAAAACUCUGAGGACAAAAGAGUAGAGUGGUGUAGCACUGAAAGAGGUGAAUAAAUGAUUUCAAUACUCCUCGGUGCAGAGCUUUCAUCUUCCAUUUUCUGUGUCCCUCCACUAUCUAUUAGUCUUGCUCUUGCUGUUUCCAUCUUUAUGUGAAAACAAUCUUAAGUUUUUUUUAUUUGAUUUGAACACCAAACUCUUCAAAUCCUCAUGACGUCAAAUUAUUCAACUUUCUGGAGCUUUUAGCAAAUGCUAAGCUGCAUAAAAUGUUUUGACAUAGUACAAAAUGUAGUUAUGUCUCCAGAAAAGUUCAAACAUGUUUUAUUUAAGGGUUUCAGCAUGCCAUUUAAAGUGCUAAAAGUCCUGUACCAUUUUUACAAUUUCUCUUUUGCUUUUAGCUCAUGAUGUUCAUAUUCAUUUCCAUGUUCAAAAUUGAGAAAUAUUUUGAAAAGUUGUUGCGUACAAAACAACAAACUCUCAAUAGUCACCCAAAGCAGCGAUUGCUACAGCUACAGCUGAAAUGUGAGCUCAUAAGGUGGAGAUUUCAGUGCUGAUUUAUUUACUAAGGAAGGGAAAUUAAGCAGGAAUGUUCUUUGAGAGGAGUAGAUUGGAGAUCCAGUAGACUGGCACCCGACUCAGGGAUUUCAAAGCACUUCGUGGUGAGCCCGGCCUGACAGAGUGACGAAAACCGUAAUACAAAAAUACAGAAUUUCUGGCAGCAUUCAAGAAAAGUUGGGCCCUGCCCACCCAGAGAUGAUUUUAGUUGUAUCUGCAAUGAUUUUUUUAGGAUGCUUCGACUGUCCGUUUCUGGUCUCCCAAAACGCCGGAUCCGUGUGGACAAUCAUUUUUGAAACCAGGGUCCAUGUCAGUGUUUCCGUCUGACCGUGCCACCUCCAUUUGUUUUGAAGCCAUGACGACGCAGAUCCAUCUCUCUCUCCGUCCAGCAUGCGCCUCACUGCCGUAAAUAACAAAUACGGCGACAUUCUUUGUUGUUUUUGUCGUUCUGCGGUGGUCUUGCAGCGCCAUCAUCGGGCUCGUCAUACAGACUGCAGCAUUUUCAGUGGUGCUGCUGAUGCACAUCGUUUUUCUUAGCUGUUUACAAAAAUUGAACAUGUUCGUUUCUGUUUUGGACGGAGCCAAAAUUUCGACCGUAGUCCUGACAAGCUUUGUUACCAUGGUAAACACAGGGGUGUAGGAGGACUUUCAUCCAGACCACCAGUGUUUUACCUGUAAGGAUUAAACUGAACCGCAGUGUAGCUGUCAGCAUUUUUCAUUGGUUCCCGUCUGUCUUGUAAACUUUGUCUACAAUUAAUUUUGUAAUUUUUCUUUCAACAUGUCACCUAAUUAUGAAAAUCAGAAUCGAUUCAGAUUUAUGAUCCAUUCUUUGGCUCAGACGCUACAGGGAGAUUUAAGAAUAUCAGAUGAAUAGAUUUAUUGAUAUAGCUUAGUGCUAUACAGUAUAUCAGAUGUCUACAGCAAAAGUGGUAGACAUCAGUAAACGACAAAAUUUCUCGCUUGAGAACUUUAUGCUCACAAACAACACUUGGCUUUCUACACUUGUUUUUUUUUCUUUUUUACUCCUCCUUCGGUCGGUAUUGUCUCUCCGUCCUCUCGGCUCUGGGCUGAAGCCAAGACACGAAGUGUGUCAAAGUGGUUUGAUAAAGAGAUAUCUUUCAGGAAAGCAAGAGCGCUCACUCCCAUCUUUUUUUCUGCACUGCCACAUAUUCGUGUUCAGAAAAGCCUUUGUCAGUUUUUGUUUACAGCAGGCAGUCAAGCUCUUUGGUUCAUUGACACAUCAUCCAGAUAUGGUCGCUCCUCCCCAUUUGAAGUGCUUUAGUGCGUAUUAAAAUGACUCCUCUGCCCUAAAAAUUUAUUUUAUAAAGCAUCGAUUAUGAUUUAAGGUUUACACUUUGAGACCUUUUUGGUUUUUUAGCUGUGAUGUUUGCCGCUUUUCUAUCUGUACCUCACACUGAGAGCUCAGUUCCUCCUCAUGUCGUCCUUCCAGAGUGUUUUACCGCUGAUUCAACACUCAACUCUGAGUCUCAUAAAUCCCGUCCCGAGCGUUUAAACAUUGGACGUGGCCGGCGCUUGAACCCGCCUCGUUAAACCGUCAAGAGGCGAGGAAACGUGCACGCCUCGCGUGGAAUAAAAAGAAACCCGGACUCCGGUCAGUCGGUGUAAAACGACGCGAGAAUAAAACCGAGCGAUAAACCGGCAAAAAUGAACCGUGGUGAACCGACCACAGGGGGAAGCGGGCGGACGCCAGGCAGGAAUCUAUAAAUCAAAUGGAAACGGGGGACUCUCCUGUCAACGUGUGUUGCAUAAUCGCAUUAUUUCGCUUCUGUUCGUUAUUAUUAAUGUUUCCAUUUGACGAGAGCUCCAAAAAAAAAAACUUUUUCCCAUUUCAAAAGCUUUCGACACAGAAGACGCAUGUAGCUGAACAAUGCUAAAUAAUGUUUACUUCAGUACGGCAUGGUGCUGGUGGCACCGACAUGAAACCUCAGUAGGUUCUCGCGUGGUUUCCGUUUCGUUCAGGACCGCUCACGCCGCAUCGCCCCGCACCAAUCUGACUACGUCGCCAACACCUGGUUCAGUCUGAUCUUGACCUUUGAACCGCUUUCAAGUGUAAAUGUGGAACCAGGCCAGCGCAGAUUUAUCCAGUCAAAUAUAUCUGUUCACAGCAUGACACAUCCUGAUCAGAAGCAGCAAUAUUAAGGUUCCUUCCUGUUUCAGCCACAAUGCUCACAAUGUCAGUCAUUGCCUUCCAAAAGCGUCUAAUCUUUUUACAUUUUCUCUUUUAUGUGAACUUUGAUGCUUUUUUUGUUUGUUUUUGUUGAGUGUAAUUGUGAGGUGGAAGGAAAAUGCUACUUUGUUUGGCGUUCUCAGGCGUGUUGCUCUCAGCUUUAGCCAGUUGCUCUUAAACUCAGUCAGAUUCUGUUAUGAUGUCCAUAAAUGUGACUGAAAAGCUUUUAUAAAAUACAUAAAUUGUCAAAACAAUGGGACUUCUAACAGAUUCUUCACUUUAUUUAAAACAAUCCAUACAUAUUGAUUCCUUGUUUCAUAUCAAAUUAAUAUCUGAAUUUUAUAUAAGGUAAGUCUUAUAGGACUUACAAUAAUCUAUUUUGUCAAAUGUUGUCAAACUAAUGUCAAUAUGAAGAAAGAGGCGAGUUUAUCCUGCUCCCUUUUCAGUGUUUUAGGUUUUCAAUUAAGAUUCUUGAUUACAUGCACUGCAAAAAUACAAAAUCUUACCAAAUAUUUUUACUCCAGUUUCCAGUGCAAAUAUCUUAUAUCUUAGUACAACUGAACUAAAACAAAACUCCCAAUCGGCUUUUCGUUUACAUCAGUUUUUUUUGUUUUGUUUUUUUGUAUAAAAUAUCAGUGUUGGGUAAUUACUGACUUAAAAUGCCGGGUUGGACUAAAUCCUGGAGCGGAGUCCUUUAGCGGAGUGCUUCUAUCUUGAGAUUUUAGCUUCAUAAUGAUGGAAUCCGAUGUAUUUCUCGGCCUGAUACCUGAUCGGACCAAUUUCUGAUGUCCGUAUCGGAUGAGGAUAAUCCUAAUACUCCACAUAAAUAUCACAUGGACUGAUACAUUGAUAUUUAGCGGUGCUGAGAACAUAUACACUUUUUUUUGGUACAUUUUAUUUUUUGGGGGGGAAACAUGUUUAGAACCAAGCAUAACAUAACCUUCCCUUUACACUUACCAGAAAAUACGCCAGUAAAACACUUUUUGAAGUUUGUGGCAACAUGUGAAAAAGUUCAGAGGGUGUGGAUACGUUUUUUUUUUUAAGGCACUGUAAGUAUUUUCAUUAAGCCGGAGCCGCUCUGCUCUCUCUCUCUCUCUCUGUGUCGUCUUUCCUUCUGAUCAGUUCAGGCCCAGAUUUCAACUCUUAACUCUUCUUUGUGGAAAACCAGGAGCAGAACCUGUUUAGAAUAUUUUCUUUUAUUUUUGCUUUUUCACCAAAACGGGCGGCAGCGCAGCCACACGUGGUUACAUUAUGUACACAAGUCAGCAGCUGCGCCGUAAAAGCUGAGGAUUUCCUCCGAAGUUUGAAUUGAGGCGUUGAAGCCACCAUAUUCGGAGGUGGCUCCUACUCUUUGUCAUCAUUAAACACGUCAAUGGAGUUGAAUUCAUUUCAUUUUGCCCAUCAAGUCAUUUCGCUGACGCAGUGCAGACUUUGCCCUCGCCUCCCCCCGAACGCCACAUCAUCACCACCGAGUCCAUGCUGAGGAGGAAACCAUCAAGUCGCUGCAGCAGCGACGUUGAUUUUGACAAAACUGAGUGUUCUGUAUUUGUAUUUUUACUGAACUACAAAGUAAGAUUAAAGUAUCUGUAAAUAUGUUUAAAACUGGGACACAUCCAAUAAAGAUGUUAUGAAAAAUGA